Molecule: messenger RNA, 4096 nt
Organism: Carassius gibelio (silver crucian carp)
Lineage: Eukaryota; Metazoa; Chordata; Actinopteri; Cypriniformes; Cyprinidae
Exons: 5
Coding region: 214-846 (210 amino acids)
Source: RefSeq, a predicted model, not a curated record
UAUGCCAGUGGGUCGCGUUCCAAAAGCAUUGUGAGCCAGAGUAGACCACAGAGACAUUUAGUGCAACUGGUUUUAUGAUAAACAUGCUCACAAUGUUUUUGGGAGUUUUUUCUUUGUGAUUACAAAAUGAAGACAAGCCUUGACCUCCACCGAGUGCCUUCUUUCUAGAGUCGUCAUCAGCCAGACUCAUAGGCUGCAUCCGAAAACUGAAAAAUGCUGCCUUCGGAGGAUGCAUUCCAUGGUGUGUCUGGUGAUGUAGCUGAAGUGAAGUCAGUGACGGAGGGAGAUUGUGUCACUCUAAUCACUAAUGUUACCAAACAACAACAUGAUAACAUGAUGCGGUGGUACUUUACUGACACUCUCAUCGCUCUGAUCAAUGGUCCCAACACGAGCUGUUUAUAUGAUGGAGAAGACAGGAGAUUCAGAGACAGACUGAAGGUGGACUAUCAGACUGGAUCCCUGACCAUCACAAACAUCACAACUCAACACACUGGACGCUAUGAAGCAGACAUCAUCAGAGAUGAGACUUCAGGAAAAAGUGAAAGCUUGAACAGAACGGGCAAGUGUGACAGCACAAAAAUCACCAAAAAAAGCAGCAACCGUGGUGACAUCAUACAAUCAAUCAAUCUGACUGUCAAUGGUUCAGGUCUGUCUCCAGCUGUUGUAGCAGGAAUAUGUGUUGUUCUGCUGCUGGCUGCUGCUUUUGGUGUUGUUGUUGUUGUUGGUGUGAUGAUCUUUCGCCGCAGGAGCUCCAGCGAAGACAAGAAGAAAUUCAAACACGUUCUAGAAAAAAUGUCUAAGGAUAUGUCUUUAUUUUCUUACAGACACCGAAUGGAAGAAGUCUAAUGAUCUAAAAGGAUCGCAACAGCUUGGGCAAAGAACAAACUCCUCUAAAUAUGCGUAACAGCAAAAUGAGAUUGAGUUUUGAGCUGAAAUAUUGAAAUCCUUUAUAGGUCUCUCAUUAAUGAUUAAGCGCUCAGUGAUAUCUGUUAUUGAAAUAUUGAAACGGCUGGAAACAUGCUAAUGUUAACUGUGUGAUGUUAACAGUCAUUUUGUCUGUAUUGUUGUUAAUUUCAAAUUUUAUCAUUUCAAUGUUCUGUAAUUAUUUGUCAAAGACUCUGUAAGUUCAUGUAAUCUUUGAACAAAUGUUUUUAUCCAAAAAAACAACAGAAAAACAACUGCAGUUUGUUAUAGUUCAUACACUCAUCUAAAAGAUUAUUAGGAACACCAUACUAAUUCUGUGUUUGACACCCUUUCGUCUUAAGAACUGCCUUAUUUCUACGUGGCAUUGAUUCAACAAGGUUCUUUAGAAAUGUUGGCCCAUAUUGAUAGGAUAGCAUCUUGCAGUUGAUGGAGAUUUAUGGGAUGCACAUCCAGGGCACGAAGCUCCUUUUCCACCACAUCCCAAAGAUGCUCUAUUGGGUUGAGAUCUGGUGACUGUGGGGGCCAUUUUAGUACAGUGAACUCAUUAUCAUGUUGAAGAAACCAAUUAGAAAUGAUUCGAGCUUUGUGACAUGGUGCAUUAUCCUGCUGGAAGUAGCCAUCGGAGUAUAGGUACAUGGUGGUCAUAAAGAUAUGGACAUGGUCAGAAACAAUGCUCAGGUAGGCCGAGGCAUUUAAACUAUGCCCAAUUGGCACUAAGUGGCCUAAAGUGUGCUAAGAAAACAUCCCCCACACCAUUACACCACCACCACCAGCCUGCAGAGUGGUAACAAGGCAUGAUGGAUCCAUGUUCUCAUUCUGUUUAUGCCAAAUUCUGACUCUACCAUCUGAAUGUCUCAACAGAAAUCGAGACUCAUCAGACCAGGCAACAUUUUUCCAGUCUUAAACUGUCAAAUUUUGGUGAGCUUGUGCAAAUUGUAGCCUCUUUUUCCUAUUUGUAGUGGAGAUGAGUGGUAGGGUCUUCUGCUGUUGUAGCCUAUCCGCUAUUCUAUCAGCUUGAAUCAGUCGGCCCAUUCUCCUCUGACAUCUAGCAUCAACAAGGCAUUUUCUCCCACAGGACUGCCCCAUACUGGAUGUUUUUCCCUUUUCACACCAUUCUUUGUAAACCCUAGAAAUGGUUGUGUGUGAAAAUCCCAGUAACUGAGCAGAUUGUGAAAUACUCAGACCGGACCAUCUGGCACCAACAACCAUGACACGCUCAAAAUUGCUUAAAUCACCUUUCUUUCCCAUUCUGACAUUCAGUUUGGAGUCCAGGAGAUUGUCUUGACCAGGACCACAGCCAUAAAUGCAUUGAAGCAACUGCCAUGUGAUUGGUUGAUUAGAUAAUUGCAUUAAAGGGUUAGUUCAUCGAAAAAUCAAAAUUCAGAGAGCUCUCAGUCCCUCCAUUGAAGCUUUGUGUAUGGUAUACUGUCCAUGUCCAGAAAGGUAAGAAAAACAUCAUCAAAGUAGUCCAUGUGACAUCAGAGGGCCGGUUAGAAUUUUUUGAAGCAUCGAAAAUACAUUUUGGUCCAAAAAUAGCAAAAACUAUGACUCUAUUCAGCAUUGUCUUCUCUUCCAGGUCUGUUGUGAGAGAGAGUUCAAAACAAAGCAGUUUGUCAUAUCCGGUUCGCGAAAGAAUCAUUCGAUGCAACCGGAUCUUUUUUAAACAGUUCACCAAAUCGAACUGAAUCGUUUUAAACGGUUCGCAUCUCUAAUACGCAUUACUCUACAAAUGACUUAGGCUGUUACCUUUGUUAAUGUGGCUGACCCUCCCUCUGAGUUCAAACAAACCAAUAUCCCGGAGUAAUUCAUUUACUCAAACAGUACACUCACUGAACUGCUGUGAAGAGAGAACUGAAGAUUAACACCGAGCCGAGACAAACAAACAAAAGAUUGACUCGUUCUUGAGUUUCGGUGAACUAACCCUUUAAACACACUGGAAACUCUGGUAGUGUAUUUGCUAUUUUUGGACCAAAAUGUAUUUUCUGUACAGUAUACCGUACAUACGUUUUCAAUGGAGGGACAGAAAGCUCUCGGACUAAAUCUACAAUCUUAAACUUUGUUCUGAAGUUAAACGGAGGUAUCAUGAGUUAGGAACGACAUGAGGGUGAGUUAUUAAUGACAUAAUUUUGAUUUUUCAGUUAACUAACUCUUUAAUGAGAAAUUGAACAGGUGUUCCUAAUAAUCCUUUAGUUGAGUGUAAUUUAUAUAAACUAAUCUAAACUAAAAAAGUUAUUUUUAGUUUAUGGUUGUGCAUUACUUUUACACAGCAAGUGAAUGUUGUUUAUGUGCUUCAUGAAUUAUUUUUGUCUUUUUAAAUGGUUUGUAUUUAAAUCACUAAUACAUUUCUUAUCUACAUUUAUACAACAGAUGAUUUGUGAUUAUUAGAAGGAAGAAAAGAGAAACAAAGAAUCAAAGAAUCAGUUCAGAAACAAAGAAUCAGUUGAGCUCGCUGAUUCAGAUGAAUGAAUGUUUGUAGCACCAAAACAAGGACAAAAAGACACUGUUCAUAGCUUUUACUUUGACAGAAGUUGACAUGAGUUACUAGUCAACUGUCCAGAAAAUAAGAGCUAUAAUAACUUUUAAAGCAGUUACUGUUAAAUCUUCAUCUUCAAAAUUUAUACUAAUUUUCUGUAUAAGAAAAAUAACUUUUUAUGAUUCUGUAUGUAAACUUGUGAAGUUAAGUUUAUUUUUGUUGUUUUUUCACUUCAGAAAAAAAAUCUGAUUCAUACCUGAGAUAUUAAUAUUUUAGUAAAAUCCUUAAAAAAAAAAAAAAAGGAAAAAUACUUCCAGAACUAAGGCUACUGUAGCUGUUGUCUCGUAAUAAACUUUACACUUAAUGCUGCAAAUGUUUUUAUUCAACCAUAAUUUAAAUCUGAAUUUUGAUUAAUUCAGAUUAUUUUAUUAGUUUUGGUUCCUUGGCGCUGUCGCCUCUGGCUUGCUUAGUUGGGAUCACUUUAUCUACAGCAAUAUCGUUGACUUGAUUGCAAAUGAUUGCACAGAUACUAUUUAACUGAACAGAGAUGACAUCACUGAAUUCAAUGAUGAACUGUCUUUAACUGUCAUUUUUCAUUACUGAGACACUGUUUUCCUAAUGAAUGUUGUUCAGUUGCUUUGACGCAAUGUAUUUUGUUUAAAGCCCUAUAUAAAUAAAGGUGACUUGACUUGACUAUGA